This is a messenger RNA of Lagopus muta (rock ptarmigan), 6337 nucleotides long. RefSeq lists its product as uncharacterized. The transcript has 31 exons. Gene Ontology annotation, cellular component: cortical actin cytoskeleton; Z disc; cell projection. Gene Ontology annotation, biological process: actin cytoskeleton organization; muscle cell development. The coding region runs from base 114 to 6218 and encodes 2034 amino acids. NCBI's taxonomy places the organism in Eukaryota, Metazoa, Chordata, Aves, Galliformes, Phasianidae. The record is from RefSeq and is a predicted model, not a curated record. Gene Ontology annotation, molecular function: phospholipid binding; actin filament binding.
AGGAGCCGGCCGGGGACGGCGAACGGGGGAGCCGCGCCGCCGCUUCGGGCCCGCGCUCCCCCCCGGCCGCCCGCCCGUCCCGGAGCCUCUCCCCGGCGGCGGGCAGCGGGAGGAUGUCGGGCAGCACGGCGAGGAAGGUGCAGCCCUUCACCAUCAGCACCAAGCUCUCGCUGCCCAAGUGCGCCGCCGAGUUCUCCGCCGACUCCUGCCCCGGCAUCGCCCUCGCCUCCGCGCUGGACGGCCGCCGCGGGCUCCGUGCCGGCCUGGAGCAGCGCAUCUCCCUGUAUCUGGCCCAGGCGCGGGCCGGCCCCCGCGAGCAGCCCCGCGGCACCGACACCGGCCCAGGCGAGGAGGAGAGGGUGAGCCGCGGUGUCUUGGGGCGCUCCAUCAAGAGGAUCACGCUGUCCAACUGGCACGGGGGGGACGCGGGGGCACAACGGGACCCCGCCCGGGCCGGCGGCGAGAAGAACCACAACAACAACAACAGCGGCGCGGGGACGGCGCACGUCAAGGUCUUUCUCAGGAAGGAUGUGGAUGCUGAGGAUGAGAAGCAUGAGGCUGGCAGUCCGCGGUCCGGUGGUUUCUGCUCUCCCGUGGACAGAGGUUCCCCUUUUGGUAUGCUGGUGGGAGCCCCCACAGCAGCACCCCACAGGGAGAGCCCCAGGAGCAAGGAGCUGGCGGCAGCAAGAAGCAGCGGGCAGAUUGCUGUGGGACCCCCGGGUCUUCCUGAGCCGAGCCCCCCGCUCGCCCAGUUCAACCGGGAGGUGCUGCAGGCAGAAGGCUGGGUGCGAGGCAAGCUGCGGGACCUGAAGGAUGGCUGCGACCUCCAGGACUGGGAACAGGCAGCUCAGACCCUGCAGAGGGAGAUGAAGGACUUUGAGAACACAUUGAUAAAGCUCAACCAGAUGGGUGAGCAGCUGAUGUGUGGGCCGAGCCCCUGUGCCGAGGCGGUGCGGAGGCAGCUGCUGGCCCUGCGGGAACAGUGGCAGCUCCUGAGACAGACAGCCACCAGCCAGAGCCGGGCCCUGGGUGGGCUGCGCAGUCUGCAGGACUUUGGCAGGAAGGCAGAGCGGCUGGAGACCUGGAUGCAGAGCAAGGAGGAGAAGCCAUCCCUGGAAGCACUCUUGCAGGAGAGCCCGGACAAGAUCCAGCUCACCCGCCGCAUCCUCGACUUGAAGCAGGAGGAGCAGCAGUUCCAGAACCUGCAUGAGGAGCUUAACAGCCUGGCCCAGAAGCUAGAGAAACAUGGCAAAAGUGAGAGCAGGAGCAUCUCUGCCCGGCGCAAGCACCUCAAUAAGAUGUGGCUCCGGCUGCAAGGGACUCUAAAGGAGCAACACGAGGCUCUGCAGCUGGCCCUGGAGGUUGCUGCCUUCCUGCAGCAAGCGGAUGCCCUACUGGAUGCCAUCCAUGCCAAGUGGAAGAGUGUCUGCAGCAUGGGGAAGCAAGGGGAAGCUGAGAUAGGCCGGGAUCAGGAUGUCAGGGAUAUAGCCAGCCAAGUGAUGAUGCUGGACGUGACUGUGUCCCAGCUGCUCAGCCUGCAGCCCAGUUUGGCAGCUCGUGUCACUGCCAAACACCGAGAUGUGAAGGAGAGCUGGGCCCAGCUCCAGCAGGCACUGAGGAACGAGAAGGCUCCAGCACUGGUUCCAGUGAGUGGUUUCCCAGGGAGUGAAGCUGUAGCUGCGAUCACUGAGCCCUGUGGACAUGUUAGUGUCCAGGAGUUGGAGGGGAAGAACACAGGAGACAGACAGAAGAGAGGUCGUGGUGUCACGGUGCAGAAGGACAUGUCGAGGAAGAUGGUGGAGCACAUGCAAGGCGAGAGGAGUAGCCCCGGAUCUGCAGCAGUGGGCGGGGACAGCAAGAGUGAAGCCCCAAGGACGGGGUUCCCCAUGCCUGACUGUCCCCCCCUCUGCAGGAAGAGGAGAGUACCUACAGAGGCAGAGGCUGAUCAGGGCACACGGCCACUGGAGGCCCAGGUGCAGGAUGCCUGCCAGGAGGGGCAGGAGAAAGCGGGCAGCCCACAGGUGGAGGCCAUGCUGCGGGAGCUGGGUGAGCUGUGGGAGGACUUGCAGAGGAAGCACCAGGAGAAUGGUGCGGUGCUGCGGGAAAUCGAUAAGGCACUGAGGCUGGUUGGGGAGCUGGACCGUGCUGAAAGAUGGCUGCAAGCAGUGGCCAGGUCACUCUCAGAGCCAGCCCCCAUGCGAAGCCCCACGGAGCUGCGGCGGGACCUGGAGGGGACAGACCAGCUGGAAAAGCAGCUCAUGCUGUGCGGCCUCAAGCUCCAGGCACUGCGGCAGGAGGCAGCGAGCGAGACAUCAAUGGAGCGUGAAGGGGCAAGGAAGAUGCAGAGGAAGGUGGAGAUGGUGGAGGAGAAGCUGGCACGAGUGCAGUCAGCACUGCGGCGCCGAGCUGCUGACCUGCGUGACUCCUUGGUGCUGUCCGAGUUCCUGCAGAACCUGCAAGAGGAGGAAUCACGGAACCAGCAGGGAUCUGUGGUGCCAGGGAGCAGGCGUCAUGACUCGCAGGGGGCUUUUCCCCCAUUCUUUGCCCAGUCUGAAGAUACUAAGGAGGUGAGCAGUCCUUUGGGAGAGCUGCAGGAGGCCGUGGAGAUGCUGAACAGUGCGAUGAAGGAGCGUGAGCGGGUUGUGGAGGUGGCAGUGGAGACGGAAAGCCUGGAGCGCCUGGUGGCAGAGGUGUCCCCGCGUCUGGAGGCCCUUUGCUGUGAAGCCAAGGCCCUGGCUCAUGACACUGCCCAAGCAGAGAGCGGUUUCACCACAGUGAAAAGCGAGAAGGACCUCCAGGGGCUGCAGAGCCUGCAGAGCCGGCAGCAGGAAAUGGAACGUGUGGUGUCAGAGGGCCUGCAGGGGAGGCUGGAGGAACUGGAGCGGAAAGCUUUCCAUUUGCAAGAGCUCUGCCCCACACACCUGUGCCCCAUCGGCCGGGAGGCACAGCGCACGCUACGGGUGUGGGCAGAGCUGCAGGAGCUGCUGCAGGAGACCCGUGUCCACGUGCAGCAGGCUGAUCGGCUGCGGCACUUCUUCAAGGAUUACUUGGCCAUGAUCUCCUGGACAGAGGACACACGGGCUCAGAUCUUCUCAGAGAGCCCAAGCAGCCACGGUCUCCUGGAGCCCAAGUGUGAGGAGCUGGAAAGGAAGAUCGAGGGGAAGCUGAAGGAGUUUGAGAAGCUGGCAGCAGCAGGGCAGCAGCUGGUGGCUGAGGAGCACAACUUGAGUGCAGUGAUCCAGGAGCGUCUGGAGGAGCUGCAGAGCAUGCUGGGCUGGGUGCUGGUGCGCUGGCGAGCACAGAGGCACCAGCGGGACCCUGGGAACAAGCAGGAGGACAGGAAAGACCCAGAGAGCCCCUUGCGAGCAUCCCCUGCUGGCCAGGAGCAGCAUGCCCCAUAUGCUCAGGAGAGCAUCCUCAGCCCAGACAGGAUCACACUCUGCUCACUCCCCACACCUGAGCCAGGUCCAGAGCCGCAGAUGCAGGUGGGAGCAGUGGGCUCCCUGCCAGCAUCACCUCUCUCAGACACACCACUGGGAGGGGAGCAGAGCUGGGGGGAGCCUAGCAACUUGGGACCCCCUGAGGAGGCUCUGGCCUGGGAUUCCUCUGAGACCUCUAUGCUGCUGCUGCCGCCACGGGGCCCCAGCGGGCUGGGGGGAACAGUCAACUUGAUCCUGAGCAUCAGCAAGAAGGGUGAGAAGAAGAAGGUGCAGAUUGAGGAGGCGCCAAGGACGGCACCACUGGAGGAGAGCUAUGGGGAGAAAGCCAGGAAGAGUUCCAGCACACCGCAGCCAGCAAAGCGACCGCCUGCCGCAUCCUGCCGCCCGCCAGCACCCGGUGCUGGCACAUCACCAGCUUCACACACCCUGCCCAAAGCCGGGGCCGGAUCCCUCUUCAACAGCCUGCAGCGGAGGGAGCGGGCAAGGGCUGAGCAGGCACGGCUGCUGACGCUGCAGGGCAUCAUGGGCUCCAGCUCCCUGCAGCCCCCGCCCGAGGAGCGCCGCGGCCCCACCAACACAUGGCCUCUCAAGUGCGGCCGCAGGAAGGCGGCGGGAGCAGCUCCCAGCCCCCCACUUGGAGAGCUGCUGCUGUACGUGAAGAACCCCUUGGUGCGGGACAUUGAUGCUGAGUGCGGGGCGGCCCCUGGGCACCCCCAGCCCCGUUGCUUCUCCCCAGGGUCAAAGCCCGUGUGCCCCCAGCUCGCUCUGGGCUCCGUGCUGAGCCUGGAACUGCCCAAGGACCUGGGGUGCCUCCGGGAUGCGGCACCACGGGAGGAGGAGAGGCAGGGCACGGGAGUGCGGCUCUGGCAGCCCAGCUGCGAGGCCGGGUGGCAGAAGGAGGGCACGGGGAGGCAAAGUCAAGAUCUGGGGAAGGCCCCUAAGGGCGAGCGAGGAACGUGGUUUGAAGAGGUGAGCUUCAACCCCAGCUAUGGCCGGCACAAGGCCUGGGGCCUGGAGGAACGCGGCAGCCCACGGCAACCCAGCAGUGCUGGUGAGGGAAUCCUGGACUCUUGCCUGAGCCGGCCGCCCCGUGUCAGCAGCCGGGAGCGGGACGCAUUGGCUGUCCACUCAUACGAGGAUAGCAGCCCUGAAAGAAGGGCCAGGCAUCAUGAAGCUGCUCGUCUUGAGCUGGGGCCGUCCCCCACCAGCUCCUCGGGCAGGGCAGGAGCAGUCCCCAGUGCUGCCUGUGCUUCCUCCACUGCUCCCACCCAGCUCUCUGUCUUUGAGUGGGCGCUGGGCCCCCCGCAGCCCCCCAGCCCGGUGCUGGGUACCACCGAGGUGUGCCACCCUGCCCACAGGCAGUUUGAGGAGGAGGAGGAGGAGCUGCAGGCCAUCUGGGAUGGGGCGGGUGAGCGGCGGGCACCUGGCCACACAGCAGGCAGCCCCCACAGCUCCAACACAGGUGGCGGGCCCCUCAUCCUCUCAGCAGCCAACAAUGUGCUGGUGGCCAAGUUCACCCUGCCCGGCGCUGCCCAGCUCCUGCACAGCCCACCUGGGGAGAAGAGCCAUGGGGUCACCCCCUGUUUGGAGGAGCCGCCAUCCACAGCCCCCUUGGACAGCCCCGGCGUGUGGGAUCAGCAUAGGCAGCAGGAAGAGGAGAGAGAGGGCAGCAAGGCUGCCACCGGGAAAGUGGAGUUCCAGAUGAUGGAGGGGACGCUGGAAAGGAAACACGUGCUGCAGGCAGGGGGCAGAAAGGCGAGCUGCCGUACCUGGGGCCUCUUCCACGCUGUGCUGAUGAGGCAGACGUUGUGCUUCUACCAGGACCGCAGGGACAGCCUCAAGAGCUCCGUGGUGGCCCUUCCCCUGAACCUCGCCGGGGCCAUCUGCACACCAGACACUGAGUACAUGAAGAAGACCAACUGCUUCAGGCUGCAGCUGCGGGAUGGCUCCGAGUACCUCCUGAGGGCCCCCUCCCAGCCCCUCAUGAACGAAUGGGUCUCCAAGCUGCAGCAGAACUCAGGUUUCCCUGAAGUGGAUUACUUCCAGGCAGCCACACAAUGCAUUGAGAGCCCCAGGGCUGCUGGGGGGUUCUGCAAGGUGCCCAGCCCUGGGAGUCCCCACCUGCAGGGACACCACCAGGCCAUGACUGCCAAGAGCCCGGAGAUUUUGAUGCUGCCCUGCUCUAAUACCCGGCUGCAACAGCCUCUGGGCACCCAGGAUGGCCCAACUGAUGGGACAGUGGCAGCAGUGUGCAUCUCCCAGAUGUCUUGCUCCCCCUGCUCCCAGCAUGUCUCUUUUCUGCUUCAGAGGAUGUCUGUGGUGCCACCAGCCAUGCAGCUGGGUCCAGGGAACAACGGUGGUCACCCAGGAUGUCCCCUGGGCUGUGGGACAACAGCUGCCCAGACACUGACUACGGGCUGGUGGCCAACAAGCGGAGGUCCUACUCCUUCACCUCAGCCACCUACCAGAAGAUCAUGCCUGUGGCUGUGCCCCAGGAGCCACCGGAGGCCGGGAGCAGCUACUCGGUCACGCUGUACAUCAGUGAGCAAGCAGCAGCCAUGCCCAGGGCACGCUGCCACUCCUUCGUGGCCCAGCCAGGGAGCCCACAGGAUGUGCUGGGGGAGAAGACCCCUCGCCCCAAGAACAAAUCAGUCUUCAAGAAGUUCUUUGGGAAGAAGGAGUGACACGAAGUCUGUCCAUUUUCCUCCUCUCAGGUGCCAUCCUUGCACCACGUCUGCUCUCAGCACCAGCUCACCACUCACCCCCUCCCCAGGGUGAGGCUGCACUGCACCCCAGCUCCCCUUUCUGGCACAGGGUGCUUGCCCCCUGGUGUCUCCCCACACGCAGUACAGGCAAGGGUGGGAGGGAUGUUUUUAUUAAAAAACAGAUAGACACUU